Molecule: messenger RNA, 3012 nt
Organism: Esox lucius (northern pike)
Lineage: Eukaryota; Metazoa; Chordata; Actinopteri; Esociformes; Esocidae
Gene: ezra
Product: ezrin a
Exons: 14
Coding region: 278-2026 (582 amino acids)
Biological process (GO): regulation of organelle assembly; positive regulation of early endosome to late endosome transport; regulation of cell shape
Cellular component (GO): adherens junction; microvillus; plasma membrane
Molecular function (GO): actin binding; cell adhesion molecule binding
Source: RefSeq, a predicted model, not a curated record
GUUGUCGACCAGGUGGGGCGCUCCUCUGCUCUGGCAUUUCUAUCAGAUAGAGCAUGAGUCAGAUUUGAAUAGGCCAUCACGUCAGUAUAAGUACUCUUCACAGCCAAGUUCAAAGGACAGCACAGCUCCGAACCUUGCAGUGAGUGUCCGGGAGCAAAGGAAUAGAUAUUUUUAUCCCAGACUGAGAGUUACUAAGGGGAGUCAGCCACGUUCUCUCUGGAGCAAUUUGGAGACCGCACAUUUUGUCACCUAAUCUGGUACAUCACCUAGAACAAAGAUGCCUAAAACGAUCAAUAUUCGGGUUACGACCAUGGAUGCUGAACUGCAGUUCUCUAUCAAUCCUAACACCACUGGCCAACAGCUGUAUGAAGAGGUGGUCGGGAUGGUGGGGCUUCGGGAGGUCUGGUACUUUGGCUUACUGUACACCGACACCAAAGGCUUCCACACAUGGCUGAAGUUUAAUAAGAAGGUGACAGCCCAAGACAUAAAGAAAGAGUCCCCCAUCCAGUUCCGUUUCCGGGCCAAGUUCUACCCAGAGGAUGUGGCUGAGGAACUGAUCCAGGACAUCACACAGAAGCUUUUCUUUAUGCAGGUGAAGGAGGCUAUCCUAACUGAUGAGGUGUACUGCCCUCCAGAGUCAGCCGUCUUGCUGGCCUCCUACGCCGUCCAGGCAAAGUUUGGUGACUUCGACAAGGAGACCCACCGGAACGGAUACCUGGCCCAGGAGCACCUGCUACCCAAGAGAGUGCUAGAUCAGCACAAGCUGUCUAAAGAGCAGUGGGAGCAGAGGGUCCAAACAUGGCAUGAGGAGCACAGAGCUAUCUCCAAGGAGGAUGCUAUGCUGGAGUAUCUAAAGAUUUCCCAGGACCUGGAGAUGUAUGGAGUUAACUUCUUUGAAAUCAAAAACAGGAAGGGAACUGAACUGUGGCUUGGGGUGGAUGCUCUUGGACUCAACAUUUACGAGAAGGAGGACAGACUGACUCCAAAGAUUGGGUUUCCGUGGAGUGAAAUUAGGAACGUUUCAUUUAGCGACAAAAAGUUCAGCAUCAAGCCAAUUGAUAAGAAAGCUCCUGACUUUGUGUUCUACGCCCCUCGGAUCCGCAUGAACAAGCGUAUCCUGGCCCUGUCUAUGGGGAACCACGAGCUGUACAUGAGGAGGAGGAAGCCAGACUCCAUCGAAGUCCAACAGAUGAAGACUAAGGCCAAGGAGGAGAGGCUCCAGAAACAGUUGGAAAGAGCCCAGCUGGAGAACGAGAAAAGGAAGAGGGAGGCCAUGGAGAGAGAGAAGGAGCAGAUGGAGAGAGAGAAGAAGGACCUGAUGCUGCGACUUUACGAGUUUGAAGAGACAACUAAGAAAGCAGAGAGAGACCUGCAGGAGCAGCUGGAAAGAGCUGCUUGUCUGGAGGAGGAGAGGAGGAGGGUGGAGAUGGACGCAGCCAGGCUGGAGGCUGAGCGGCAGGCUGCUCUGCUGGCCAAAGAGGAACUGGCCAGACAGGCCGAGAUUCAGCUCGAGAGUCAUGAAAGGCUGGCUGCAGAACUUGCAGAGUACACUGCCAAGAUUGCCCUGCUGGAGGAGGCCAAGAGGACCCAGGAAGAGGAGGCAGAGAACUGGCAGUCCAGGGCUAGAGUGGUGGAGGAGGAUCUUCUAAAGACGAGGGAAGAGCUUCACAUGGUGAUGGCGGCCCCCGCGGCCCCACCCUCAUCUGACAGCAGCCACAGCAGCCACAGUGACCACGAAGAGAAUGAGGAGAACAACAGCUACAGCGCCGAGCUCCACCAACAGGACAUCCACGACCACAGGCAGGAGGAGGACCGCAUCACAGAGGCAGAGAAGAACAAACGCAUCAAAGAACAGCUGAUGUCGCUGAGUGAGGAGCUAGCCCAGACCAGAGACGAUACCAGGAAGACUCAGAAUGAUCUGCUCCACACAGAGAACGUCCGCGCUGGCCGAGACAAGUACAAGACCCUGCGACAAAUCCGUAUGGGCAACACCAAGCAGAGAGUGGAUGAGUUUGAGGCCUUAUAAACCACAUAGAGGCCUAAGAGGAGAGAGAAAGUAGAGAAAUUGUCCAUAAAACAACAAGAAAUAUCCUUGUUGAUCCCUGUUUUUCUGGAAGCAAUGCUGAUCUCUGUUUAACCAGAUGUAAAACAUCUCCAACCCAACUGUUAUGUUAAUGAGGCAAAGAUAAUAUCAGACACACUGAUAAAGAUCAUUUGUAACAUUUUGAAAACCCAACCUUUUCACUGAUAUUGCUGCCUUUUUAAAAUUGCUCAUAAUUUUUCAGGAAACAAACUUGUAGCAGGAUAGGAUUUAAUAAUCCAAGCUAGGAAGACAAAUAAUUCCUGCAAAGAAAGUCUAUGUUGGUUUCAAUUAAGCAUUCAAUGACACUGAAUUUUGCUUCCACAAUUAACUCCAAUAGCCGCCCCUAAAAGGAACAGGUUCUGUAAGGUGUUAUCCUGAAAAUGAUUUCCAGAUUCUGUAAUGUUUUGCCAUGUUUUUCCUUGGUGCGCUGUAGAAUCCUGUGUACAUUUCCCUAUUUUGCUUUGGAAGCUUCUUAAACUGAGUUUUACAGCCACUGUCUCUCUUAUAUCAGAAUAAGGAUUAUUGAAUGAACGUUAUAAAUAUACCCACUAUGGACUCAUAUGAUUGCACAAUGACUUACAAGUAAAUAAUUACUCAUUUAGUUUUGAUCAGAGGGGGCUGCUCUCACUCCUUAAUGCCUCUUGUUAAGUACACUUGGUGUCUACAAUAGCUUUUUUUUCCUUUUCUUUUUUUACCAGAACUCAAGCACUUCAUUGUCAAUUGAAGAUGCAUCCAAAAGUGAUUAAGAAUGCUUAUCGGUGCUAGUACUGUUUUACCCAUUAAACAACAGCAUUCUGUGUCAUUUGCAGCUUUAUAUUUAAAAACAUAUUUACUAUUAUGUUUAUAUCAUGUGAUAUCUGCAGCCUGUCGUGUUGGGAAAUAAAAUAAUAUGGGCCUCAUACUGCACAAUAAAAACACUGAAAUCAAAA